This is a messenger RNA of Xenia sp. Carnegie-2017, 2705 nucleotides long. Its product is annotated as transient receptor potential cation channel subfamily A member 1-like. Gene Ontology annotation, molecular function: monoatomic ion channel activity; protein binding. NCBI's taxonomy places the organism in Eukaryota, Metazoa, Cnidaria, Anthozoa, Malacalcyonacea, Xeniidae. The record is from RefSeq and is a predicted model, not a curated record. The transcript is spliced from 12 exons. Bases 131 to 2512 code for a protein of 793 amino acids. Gene Ontology annotation, biological process: monoatomic ion transport; transmembrane transport. Gene Ontology annotation, cellular component: membrane.
GUCAAUACAGCUAGCUGAUGAAUUUGUGGCUUUCGCUUCAAAUUUCAAGUCAGUAUAAGCUCGGGUCUCUAUAACCUUCGGGCCAAGCGUUUUACGUAUAUAUAUCAAUAUUCGAGGAACACUGAACAAUAUGUCACAAACUUCCCUCAUCGAAGACCGAAAGAAAGAAAUGAAAUCGGACUAUAGCACUCCACUAAUAGAAAGGAAAAAUACGAAUGGAGAAACGCAAUCUUCUGCGACCUCAUGUCUAAAGGCAAAAAAGUCUCCAUUGAACCCAUUGAUUCGAGCUGUCCGACGAGGCAUUCUGAUGACGCAGCGAUAUCUUGAAAAGACAAAGAAUGAGCACCUCAGUAUUGCAGACAGCGAUGACAUACGUAGAAAUAUAUUUCAUCUCAGUGUCCAAAGAGAGGAGCUACUGGAAAUUCUUUUAAAACAUUUUGAGAAGCAUGAACAGCUCAUGGAAGCUCUCCACAGUGAAGAUUUGAAUGGUCACACGCCAGCUCAUGUUGCUGUAUUGCACAGUCAAAGAAAGAGCCUACAAAUUCUUGCUGGUGUGGAUGAGAAUGUUUACGCUCUUCGUAGCUCUAAGAAUGGACAGACAUUGAUUCAUUGUGCUGUUGAUUCGUGCAAUCCAUACAUCGUACAAGAUAUUCUUUCGGUUCGUCCAGAAUCCCUCUUUGAUAAAGAUGAUGAAGGAAGAUCACCUCAGCAUUAUGCCGCUGCUCUUCAGGAAUCCUUUCUUUUGGACAUUCUCCUCUCGCGCGGUGCAAACAUUUUGGAAACAGAUAACAACAAGUCAACAUUGCUUCACGAAGCUGCUCAGGCUGGGUCUAUAUCCAACGUUGACUUGUUGGUGGUCGAUGAAGUCACUCUGUUACAUGCAACAGACAUGGAAGAGAGAACACCAUUACAUGUUGCCUGUGCCAAAGGUUUCCGAAAUAUUGUCUCAUUUCUACUGGAAAAUGGUGCUGAUCCACAAGCAAGAAGUACAGAUGGUAAAAACUGUCUGGAAGUCGCUAUAAUUCACAAACAAGAGUAUGUCGUUAACGAGUUGCUGAUGAGCACCUACUGGAAAGACCUCAUUUGUGAUUGGAAGAAUGGGGCGAUGAAAUGCUUUGCGUACCUUGCUGAGAAGAUGCCCAAUCAAGCCAAAUUAUUGCUCGAUCGUUGUGUUGUGACCAGUGAUGACAAGCGUCAUUCGCUUGACUACAAUGUUACGUACGAUUUCUUUCUUUUUGAUAAUGCAGGUUCUAAUCCACCUGCAUUUCAUGCACUGAAAGCAAUACUGAAGAAUGACGAAGAGAAGUGCUUGACUCACAAGCUUUGCAGGAAAUAUAUGAGUGUUAAAUGGCGAGAGAAAGGAUGUUACAUUUUUUUGAUCGAUUUUAUCCUCUUCGCGUGCUUUCACAUUUUAUUUAAUGUUUACGUCGCAUUGGUACGCGGUGGAAUUACUAAACAGUGGUUGCAUAAUAACGAGCACUCCAGAAAUGCUACACUGUCAACAAAUUAUCCACGACCUAUUGCAAACCCUGACGACACUGGACCAGUUAUUGCCACUUCUAUCAUUGUUACUUUAACAGUAUUGAAUGUUCUCAAGGAAUUUGUGCAGAUGAAUUCGUAUCGCUGGAAGUAUUUCAAGCAACUGACAAAUUACUUUGAAUGGACUUUGUUUUUGUGCGUUCUGUAUUUCAUAUUCCCCAUAAGACAAACGAAAACCGAACGUCAGUUUGGCGCAGCAGCAAUUGCAAUCUGCAUUUCUUGGUUUGAUCUCAUCUGGUUUCUACGAAGAAUUCCUGACAUCGGCACGUACAUUUUAACAAUACAGAAGACAACAAAAACUUUAAUGAAGAUGCUUCUGAUAAUUUUGUUGUUCUGUAUGGCGUUUGCAUCAACAUUUUACCUACUGCUGGCUGAACAUUCGAGAUUUGAGAACUUUCCGAUAGCUGUACUAAGUACGUUUGUUUCGAUGCUUGGUGACUUCAGUUACGAUGAUUUAUUCCUGAACAUUGGCUAUUACAAGAAUUUUUAUUCUUUCAAACUCUCCAUGUUCAUUAUUUUCCUACUACUAAUGGUGAUCGUUGUAAACAACGUGUUGAUUGGCUUAGCUGUCGGAGAUACCCAGGACGUGAUAAAAAUGGCCACAGUUCAAAGGCACAAGCAACAUAUGAGAUUCAUGAUGGCAGUAGAAUCUUCGCUGUUCGCUCGAUUGCCUUGUUUCCGUCGAAGAAAAUAUCCAAUUGUGUACACGGAAUAUCCAAAUCGCAGAAAAACGUUUAAGGAUAAUUUGAAUCGAUUUUUUUCUGGAGAAAUGAACAUUUUCUACAAUGACGAGGAAAGCGAUGAUGAAGUUGAACCUGACACUCUAACACGACAGCAUCUUGAGGAAAUUUUGAAAGUUAGAAUUGAAGAACAUCACAAGAAAUUAAAAAAAGAAAUGAAUGACUUUCAUUUGGAAGUGAUAGAGAAAGCUGAUAAAGUUUUUCAUAAUAAGAAAAAUGUUUUAGUGUCAUAAAAAAGGCUAUUAUAUUUACCAAAUCCAUUUGACAAUAUUGUGUCUGAAAAUUUGACAAUUAAGAUCUUGGACGUUUUCUGCAAAUAUUUUAGUACAACGCGUAAGGCUUGUUGUUUUAAAACUUUAUUUAGUAUAAUCUAAAAAUUAGUCCAAAUAAUUAAAACAAUAGCAAUAGUAUGGAUCUCUAAAGCCA